Messenger RNA from Annulohypoxylon truncatum, 2165 nucleotides. RefSeq lists its product as uncharacterized. The transcript has 5 exons. Gene Ontology annotation, molecular function: FAD binding. NCBI's taxonomy places the organism in Eukaryota, Fungi, Ascomycota, Sordariomycetes, Xylariales, Hypoxylaceae. The record is from RefSeq and is a predicted model, not a curated record. Bases 281 to 1672 code for a protein of 463 amino acids.
ACUGUGGUUCGAUUAGUACCUCGGUAUCUAGGAGGUAAGUACCUGUUGCCAAUUGAUAUGGAACUCAGGGGCUCAUUGGUCACUAACUAUGCACUUGCCGUAUGUCUGCGCAUGGUACUAUCGUCCGCCGUCCUCGGGCGAGCAGCAAUGAAAUCCUACCUAAACUCUGAACGUUGGGGGGCUGUACCGAGUUACGCGACAAGGGACUUGCUUGGAUAGAUGGGGCAAAACCCAUUCCUCUUUACGCCUAACAGCCCGCCGGGACGCUUUCCAAAACAACAUGGCUAAUAAGCUCUCUUCCCAUUUACUCAAUGAGCUGCAGGCUCAGGUCGGCCCAAGUCUUGAGAUCCUAACGGAUAAGGAUAGCACGCGCUUCCAAGAGUAUGCUAAGCGAUGGUCUGAUAUAGAUCGUCAGAUUCCCGGCGCGAUCGUGCUCCCUGUAUCUGAGGAACAAAUAAAGCAGACGGUCCAAUGGGCUGUUAAAUCAUCAGUUCCCUUCGUUACCAAGAGUGGAGGUCACAGCGAGUGGUCAACUAUUGGCGACAACGGAAUUAUCAUUGACCUGAGUAAAUAUUCCGGGAUCGAAAUUGACGCCCCGGCAAAAAGAGCCGUGUUGAAGGGGAGCAUCUUGUCAAAGGAAGUUGCUGUCGUCUUAGCUUGCGCGGGCUUCUUCACAGCUCUGGGCAAUGGAAAUACCGUGGGCGCCAUCCCCUAUUUCCUUGGCGGAGGUGCAUCAAUCACCACCUCGAUCACUGGUUUCGGUUCAGACCAGAUCAUAGCAGCUCGCAUGAUAGAUGCGAAAGGAAAUAUCAUCGUAGUCACCGAAGAAACAGAGCCGGAUUUACUUUAUGCUAUCCGAGGAGCAGGACAGUUCUUCGGACUCGUCACUCAAUUAACAAUCAAAGCUACUCCACUAGCCGAGCUCGGUAAUGAUCAAGGAGUAAUCUGGGCUGGGGCCUUCGUGUUCCCUCUCGAGCGUGCCAAAGAUGUUGCACCAGUCAUGGAGAAACUCAUGGACGACGGAAGUCAUGCAACGGCUGGUCUUAUGAUGGUCCAGGCACCACCACCGUCACGGAAUCCCGCCCUAGUCAUCGCGGCGAGAUACACGGGUGACCCCAAUGAUGCAGAGCGCGCGUAUAAGCCGCUUUAUGAUUUGAAGCCUCUUGUAGCUAAGGGUGGAACGAUCCCAAUCCAGAACACCAGCGACGGGCGCGAAGCGAUUGGUGCCAAAGGAGAUUUCAAGCGAUUUGGCGUGGUUGGACUGAAGCGUUUUGACGCAGACGGAUUCAUCAAAGCUAUCGACGUAUGGAAAAGUCUAGUGGCGGAGUGUCCCGACGCCAUCAACACGGCUUUCAACUUCCAGUGGGACUCUCGGCCUCCCAAAGCGCCAGGUUUCGAAUCCGCCAUGUCUCUCCACGAUAUAAGAUAUUGGCAAAACAAUCUUAUCUGGCACACCGACGCCAGGAACCGCCAAAAGGUGGACGACUUCAAUGACCAGUCAAUCGCCAUUAUGCGAGGGCCCGAUCGGUCAGAGUAUGCGGACUUUCAGAACGGUACCCGCACAGGACCAAUCGAGUUGCGCUUCCGGGGCGCCGGCAAGCUUGACAAGCUGAGAGCGCUGAAGAAGAAAUGGGACCCAACUGGUGUGUUCACCAAGCAACUCCUGGAAUAGGGAAGACAUAGCGUCCCGUGAUAGAGCGAUAGGGAUGGGCAAACCUUUGAAAUUAGCCUGUAAAUUAGGUGCCUAUUUACCUAGGCACUAAGUACCGUCCUACCUGCGGGUAGCCAACGCCAUCUGAAUUUAUUUGGACGUAUUGAAUGCCCUCAACCCCUAUCGCCAUUGUAAUGACCUUGCUAAAAUCUAUCUCGGUACUCUUGACGGUCCGAGCGCUAGUAACAUCGAUGUCACGGCAGCGAUCUAAGAUCUUUGAGCUGUCUCCGAAGUGAGCGGGUAACAGUAACGAUACUCAGACAUGCAGAGUAACAUACAAAAGUAAGUUACAAGCCCUCCUGCAUCUGCAGGGAAGUAUCGCCUGCAUAUAAACCAGCCUACAGGACGCCAUGCGGAUGUCCGUAAUCAUGAUGCCUCCAAUUUUUGACAACUAGAAGGACUCUGCGGGGGCAUUUUUGUCACAUCAUUUAUUUUCAUGCCGUUGCGGUUUGCU